This is a messenger RNA of Dermacentor andersoni, 1202 nucleotides long. RefSeq lists its product as uncharacterized. The record is from RefSeq and is a predicted model, not a curated record. NCBI's taxonomy places the organism in Eukaryota, Metazoa, Arthropoda, Arachnida, Ixodida, Ixodidae.
GCUUAAUUCGACAUUUGCGGCAAUUCGACCGAAUCCCGCGGACCCGCCAGGGUCGAAUUAACGGGAGUCGAUUGGUUACUUUUCAAAUUUUGCUGUUCGGGAUGGCCACCUACGAAGAAGACUCGUGUGACUCUAAUAAUUAAAGGCUAACGUAGUCUCUUAUACUCUUUGUACCGGCGCUUUGCCUGUCCUGGCCUACAAAUUUGCAACUUCUCUUCGCUCUCGUUAACGAUCAAGACUUACGAUGCAUUGUAUAAAUCAAAUCUUUUGCCAUGACCGGUACCAUCGGUGCUGCUGUGCAUGUUGCGCACAAGCUAAUUUCGCAGUUCUUCUCUUGCGUCGUAUGCUCUACCCUGUGCAGCGUAGUCUCUCGAGCUGUUAUACGAGCCACGCAGAAAGGAAAGUUGACUGCGGCCUACGCAUGCGCACCACAGGAGGAGCUUCUGUACAUGCGCGCCAAGGGCCUCUCCUGGAAGCACAUCGAGGAAGCGGAAAAGGCCGGGGAGCGUCGCCGCAGGGCCGCCGCCUUCAUGCUCUUCCUUACUUGCGGCAGCCUCGGCUGCUUCCUCUGCGUCAGGCUGUACACUGUCGGUGACACGACCACGGAAAGCGAUUUCUUCGUGCCGACGGACAAGCCCGGCGUGCUCAACUCCACGCACGAGUGGCCGAGCGCGUUGCCCGCCGGGCAACCGACGCGGGAGGUGUCGGCCGGACUCGGCGGCGGCGGCGGCUCGAGAUUUGCCUUCGCCCCGGAAAAGCCGGUUCAACUCGGACGUCUGCGCCCCAGUGCCGAGCUCGCUGCUCGUCCGACGAACAAGGAUGGAUUCCUCGGCUCUUCAACGACAGUGGCGGCGAACGCGCCUGCCUCGUCGGACGCGACCGUCGCGCCAACGGAAGCGAACUCGGGACCUCCCGGCGAUCGCGAUAGCGAUUAGUGCGCGCGAACAUGUUUGACGCGGUUGCGUGUAUACGUCCCCUUAAGUCAAGUGGCCGUAGUACGCUGCCAGUCCUUAACAAUUUCACUUAUUUUUUUUCUUUUGUGUCUUUGUUUACGUAGUCUUUCUUCUCUGGAUUCCACUCGAAGCGUCACCUAGCUGGCUCACCUAUGCUAGAAUACUGCUGUUCCUGCGCGCGUCAGCCGUCUCGUAAACAAAUUUUCCUAACCUUUUUUCCAGUAAUAAAUCGUUCUGUUCACAUUUAAA